This is a messenger RNA of Varroa destructor (honeybee mite), 14577 nucleotides long. RefSeq names its product neural cadherin (gene CadN). Lineage: Eukaryota; Metazoa; Arthropoda; Arachnida; Mesostigmata; Varroidae. Gene Ontology annotation, cellular component: catenin complex; plasma membrane. Gene Ontology annotation, biological process: multicellular organism development; neuron projection development; homophilic cell-cell adhesion. The record is from RefSeq and is a predicted model, not a curated record. Gene Ontology annotation, molecular function: beta-catenin binding; cadherin binding; calcium ion binding.
AAGACUCGAAAAAAUUGCCCAUCGACAUAUUAUCUAUGUUCCUUCCGUAGCGUUUCACGUUCCAUCUGCUAUUUCUGUUACUAUUAUUGACGUUGCGCAACUGAUAAACUCGAUCAUAAGCAACGGCCCACAACGGCGUGGCUCUGAUGCUUCCCAUAGCCUCAUACAGAGCAGCGUCGCCUCGUUCGUUUCGGUACGUUUCUUUGUUGGUGCGUUUCCGUGCGGUGCCACUCCCGCCACCGCCGCCAGCGAUGUCGCUGCCGGGUUUCGAGCGCGCUUUCAAGAACCCUCGCUGCACUCGUCUGGUCGUCUAGCGGUCUUUAGCGGCCAAUUGUACGUAGUUGUACAUAGCCGACGCCGCUGCCUCUUUCGGCUCUGUCCGGCUCGCCGCUGCUGCUGCCGCUCCUGCUACUACCGCCACUGCUAACGGUGGCGGUGGAACGGUGCGGCACGUUGACCGACAGACUUCGCGCUAAGAGACGCCUUCUCGCCCACUGCUGCCUCUCCGCUGUUGGACUACGCUGCUGCCACUGGUGCUGCUCGCGGCCGCCGGUUGGUUUUGCUUUUGCUCGCGCUUGCCGGCAACAAUUUAAUUCACGCUGCCAACUGCUAAGCAGCAGCAGUCAAGCCAGCGGAAAAGAUGGCCUGUGAGCCGCAGACCGCUCCCUCCUCCGCCCUCUCCCAAGAACCCUCAUCCACCAUGUUUGAAUGUUUGGUUUGUGUGCGCGCGCAGCAGCGCCGAACGACAGCAGCGCCCUCGGGGUUCUGACAGCCAAGCAGCACCAACCGGCGGGCCAACCAGCUAGCAAGCCGACCGAUGUAAGCGAAAGUCAGGCAACAGCCUGAGGAGCAAGUUAGCCAGUCAGCUCUAGCUAACAGUAGGGUAUCGCUCCGGACCGGCGGACUGUGUCUUGCGGCUGUGUGCGAGGCAAGCAGGUCAGUCCCAUUCAUCGGCGUAAGAACGGUCGCUCAUCGCCAGCCGUUGCUUGCCCGAUGCUAUCGCUGUGGCAGUGGUUCAUGGUGGUACCUAUUUACUGAGUGACCGAAGUCGUUGUGGCGCAGCAAAAAGGUAACGAAACGGUAGGCAGUAACUAGUGCGUCCCCGUGGAUUGUACGUGGAGCCGAGUGGAUUGCUGAGUGUGUGCGGUGUUGUGCGAGUGUGGCUGGUCUGACGGAGCCAAGCUAGCUCGCUGCAGGCUAGAAAUAGUAAAGCCGACGGUCGGUCGGAGAGAGCUCUAUCACGGUGCGUUGCUUCUCGCUAGACGGCCUGGGGAAACGGAUGCGGCAGCCUGAAAGCGGCUCGCCGCCACCCAGUCACCCUUAUAUUGUGAACGGAUUUCGGUGCUUGUUCAAAGUGGGGCAACAAAUAGGUUUAGUAAUGACGGUGGUGCGUGCUUUUUGAGUGGAUACGUACAACCUGUGUUGCGUACGGCCCAUUGGGGCCUACGUAAUGUCGCCUUGUCACAUCGUGUGCGAAGUAUGCUAGAAUAGUGCCGAUAUCUUGUUUUGGAUACACAACCACAGUAAAACAAAGCGAAACAAUUACACCGCUAUUGCCAAAAGCCCUUGGUGGUUGUCUAGAAAAAGAAGCACCCGGCGGGGGCAGCAUCGUCGAGUUCGUUAAGCACCACGAAUUCGCCUAUCUACGUUAUCAUUAUUUGCGUACUCGACGACUCUUAACUGUCCGUUGGACCAGCGUGCUACAAACACUACACAGCGUUCCGGUGUCCGCCCGCGUGUGACGACCGUGCAAUGUAAGCCUCGAAAUAAUUCGGACUUCGAGCAGCGCGCGCAACAAAAGGCGCAGCUCUCGUCGCGGCAAUGAACACUUAGUAAAAAAAAAACCUACGGACGUCAGCUAAGUGGGUGCGCCGACCCAGCAGCAGCAGACAGAUCGAAAUGAGUUCAGCUAGUCUGAACUGGGACUCGGAUCCUUGGAGCCGGCUUAGCCCUCCGGAAGCGUUUUCGAAAUACGACGCUGCGCAGGUCACAACAGGACCCGGUCCCUCAGCAACAGCAGCAAACGAGAUCUCAGGCAACGACAGCAGCAAAAAUAGAAUCGGUCAGUGGAGCCGCCACCACUGUCACCGAUCAACCGCUGUUGUCGAAAGAAGCUCGCCCCUACAGCCGCUGAAAUGCCGUCGCGCAUAUGAUGUAUAUAGCUAUCAUCAUUAUCGACAAGAAUCGUCGUUACCACCAUCAACGGCUCUCCCAUGGAAACAUAGCCGUCGUAAUAAGCCACACACACGGUAUAGCAGCAAGAGUAGUGGAAGCAUACAUCACCGUACAGCUGCAGCAGUAGCAAUAACGUCACUGUUGGAAUGCCGGCCUCUCCGGUGCUUAGGGAAGACGCUGCUCGCGGCGAUUCUUCUCGUCUCAGUUGUGGACCGAUCUCAUGCCAAAAACGCCGGGCUUCAAGGCCCGGCCGAUUGGCGACCUGAACACAUUGUCGUCACAGAUAACGCUUAUCCUGGAUACAUUCUUCGACAGCUCAACUAUUACGGACCGGCAUACCAAGUGAUGCAAGGACAGCCAACCACCCAAACUAAUAUCGACCCACAACAAGGAUUUCUCAGCGAAUCGAACAUGUUUGCACUCAGUGAUGGUGGACACUUAAUGGUGUGUAGCAAUCUAAAAUGUAUGGCUGGCAGUGCAAAAGCUCUACGACGGAGUCUGGUGUACAACCUCGCCAACUCUACCAAAGACAGUGCGGUCCAUGAUGACUGGGCUCUGAGACAGGGGCACAGCAGCGGAUCAGGUUUGGCUUCAGCUUUCACUGAUGAUAAUGAUCUCGAUUUGUUACAGAAAGCGCCAUCAAGUUUGCCUGUCGUCAUAGCUGAGAAUUACAAUGGCUCGUUCAGUCCCAUCUACCAGGCGAUAGUUCACGUGGUGCCGCAUAAACAUCGGUUAACGUUUAUUAGUGACGGUUAUCAAGGGAGCGUUCCGGAAAACCUCGACUCCGGGGCGACUGUCUCUGACCUAUGUAGGAACAAUUUGAUUAACGGCUAUGUCACCAACACUGACAUCGUUCAAAGGGAACUUUCGUCAAGCAGCAACGACCUUAUGCUACAAGUGAACAAACCCGCGCGUUUUACUAUUCAAAGCGGUAACCAUGACGGGCUCUUUAAGGUAUCACAGAUCGAUCCGAAAACUGCUGUCGUGAUAACCUCAGCUCCGCUCGACCGUGAAAAACAAUCAAAAUAUGAUUUAGUCGUCAAAGCCCUCUCUGGCCCUGAAGAAGCGACAAGAAAACUUAGUAUCCACGUUCUCGAUGAGAACGACAAUUCACCUGAACCUGUUCAGGAUAAUUAUGAGUUUCGUGUCCACGCGGAUUCCGUUCCACAGACUGUCUUCGGUCAGAUUGAGGGCAGGGACGCUGACGGUGAUUCAGUUGUGUUCAAGCUCGUCGACAGACACCCAAUGAUAGCCGUAGUGCCCAAAACGGGAGAACUUAUGCUGACGCGUAAACCCCAAGACGAAUGGGAACGCGAAGCCGAACUCAAAAGCCUGGUGAAGGAAAAAACCGUUGGUGAGAAAUUCGACGAGAACCUAAAAAAGGUGCAAAGUGUGGUCAAGGGCGCGUCGCAGAGAGUUAGGGAGCUUGGCGAGGAAGCUGGCAAAGAAAUGCGUGUUUUGACCCUCAAGUUGGCUGCUCGUCUUCAUGACAAUCGCAAGGAGAGCAAACGGUACAGCCCGUUGGUGCCUAUUACUGUGCACGUAAUUCCACCAGAAAAGGACAGCAAAAAAACUACUGAGGCUGAUGGAAAAGUCGACGAUCUGGAGAAGGCGCUUGAACAAUUAAGCGAGGCUCGACAUCGCAGCCGAAGGUCGAUCGUGAACGCCGGCUUAGGAUCGAUUCGUCCAACGAAGAGUUACAAGUUCAAGGAAAACGAUGGUAAAGAUGCCAACAAAACUGUCUUUACCCUUGAUAAAAAGAUUACUGGCGAGUCAUUUGAACUCGAGGCUGCCAACAGAUGGGUAACGAUUCUGGCAAAUGGCGAGGUAAAAGUCAAGGAAAAAUGGGAUUAUGAACAGUUAGACAAGGAAAAAACCAUCGAUUUUUGGGUUCUCGUGCGAAUUCCCGGCCGUGCCGAAAAGGAGCGUCAACGUAUUAUUAUUCAUAUCACCGACGUAAAUGAUGAACCGCCAUAUUUCAUCAAUCGGCCACUACCAAUGCAGGCAGUUGUUCAGCUAAAUGCCCCACCUGGAACCCCAGUGUUCAAACUUCAGGCCCGCGACCCGGACUCCGAUCACAACAUCCGAUACAGCAUCGUACGCGAUCGAAGCGGUCAGCGUUUCGAAGUUGACGCGCUCUCCGGCGAAAUCAUCACCGUUGGAACAGCGCCGUUCAUGCUUGAUAAAGAGUAUGUCCUGUACGUGAAAGCGGAAGAUCUAAGCGGACCUGUUGGUGAGCGUCAAUACCAGAGCACCAAGGAAGAGCGGCUAUCUAUUGUCGGUGGAAAACGACCUCCGCAGUUCUACGUUCCACAAUACGAAGCUACCAUUCCUGAAAGUCAGAAGAAAGACUCCGACAUCAUUGAGGUAAAGGCUAAGUCAUUUGCUGACCGCGAGAUCCGUUAUACGCUAAGGGCACAAGGUAAAGGCGCAGGCACAUUUAACAUUGGCCCAACAUCUGGUAUCGUAAAGCUGGCCAAGGAGCUGGACUACGAAGACCUCCGUCAGCCGAAGAGUUAUUCGCUCGUGGUUACCGCCACCGAAGAUUCCGGCGGUUUUUCUACUUCGGUCGAGCUCGUUAUUAAGGUGACCGACGUGAAUGACAAUGCUCCUCGCUUCGAGUUGCCGGAUUACCAGGCGCACAAUAUCGAUGAAGACGUGUCAGUCGGCACGUCGAUCCUGCAGGUGAAGGCAACUGAUAUGGACACGGGUCGAAAUGCAGAAAUCACGUAUUCACUAGACAAAGAGGACUUCACUAUUGACUCGAAAGGGAACAUCUACUCGAAUAAGCGGCUCGACGCGGACGUGAAUAACACGUAUGUCCUGACAGUCAAGGCGACCGAUCGCGGCGAACCACCACUUACCGGGACGGCGACUGUGCGAAUCUAUACGGAGAACAAAAAUGACGAGGCGCCGAAAUUCUCGCAAGAUGUGUACACGCCAAACGUCGAUGAAAACGCAGGACCUGGUACCCUAGUGACAACGGUGGUUGCGUCGGACAAAGACGGCGAUAAUGUUCUAUUUGGCUUCGUAAACUCUGGAACGACUAGCGGUAUGUUCCAGAUUGAAGAACGAACCGGAGUGAUCCGUUUGAUUGACACCGGAAAGAUCAAUCUCGACAGGGACAAGUACGAGUUGAACGUGACGGCACGCGACGAUGGAGCGUGCUGUAAGAAUGGGGCUCUCACACCGCAUACUUCUACCGCUUUAGUUGUCGUUUUCAUCACAGAUGUUAACGAUAACAAGCCCGUCUUCGAGGACUGUGGCAGUUACGCACCGAAAGUUGAGGAAGGUGCCCAGAGUGGCACAUCGGUGAUCCGCGUCCGCGCCAAGGACAACGAUAAAGGUCAUAACGGCCAGGUCCGAUACUCGAUGGUCCAGCAGCCAAACCAGAAAGGCACGAAAUUCAGUGUUGACGAAGUUACCGGAGAGAUUCGUACGAACAAAGUGUUUGACCGGGAAGGUGACGACGGACGGUUUGUGUCGGUCACGGUAAAAGCCACUGAUCGUGGCAGCCCUCCACUUGAGGGUGUGUGCUCAUUUAAAGUGGAAAUCACCGACGUCAACGACAAUCCACCGCUAUUCGACCGGCAAGAGUAUCGCGAGAACGUUAAACAGGACACGCAGAUAGGCAACCCGAUAUUGAGGGUGUCCGCGAGUGACGAGGAUGCCGAUUUGAAUGGCGUUAUUAUCUACAAUCUAACAGCGCCGUACGACCCGACUGACCUGAAUUAUUUCAAUAUUAAUCCCGAGAGCGGAUGGAUCCAGCUGAAGAAACCGCUUGACCGGGACUCGUAUCACUUGCGUGCGAUCGCCACCGAUAAGGGUACUCCACAGCAUUCGGCCACGGUCGAGGUUGUUAUUGACGUGGUUGAUCGCGCUAACAAUCCGCCGAUCUGGGACCAGCCUGUCUACGGCCCAAUUUUCAUCAAAGAGAACCUUGAAGUAGGUUCGAAGGUCAUCUCGAUUAAGGCUCGGUCAGGUAUUCCCGAUAAUCCGGACGUAUUCUACACGCUUAUGAAAGGUAGCACCGAGCAAACAAACAAGAAGGAUACGUUCUAUCUGAAUCAGCGAAACGACGGCGGCCACACAUGGGCCGAACUCUUCGUCAAUUAUCCUCUUGACUACGAAAAGAUACAGCAAUACAACCUGACGAUACGUGUUGAAAACAACGGAAUUCAACAACUAGCCAGUGAGGCAACAGUUUACAUCGUUUUAGAGGACGUCAACGAUGAGAUUCCGUUGUUCAUUGAGCGUGAACAGGAAACGGUGCUCGAGGGCAUGCCUCCAGGCACGAAAGUUACCCAAGUGCAAGCCGUGGACAAGGAUGGCACAUACCCUAACAACAAGGUGUACUACGCGAUAGAGUCCAAGGAUCAAGGUGAUAAGUAUUUUACGAUUGAUCGGGAGACUGGCGAUAUUUACACCAAGGUUGAAUUCGACCGCGAGGAGAAGCUGGCGUAUGCUAUCCAGGUCCGCGCGGAGGACGGUGCACCCUCAGCACGGCCGCAUAUACGUGGCAACUCGCCAAAUUCUGUAACAAAAUAUAUCCGGAUCGGCAUUGGAGACAAGAACGACAAUCCGCCCUACUUCUCACAAGGUCUGUACGAAGCGGAGGUCAAUGAAGACGAGGAUGUGCAACACACAGUGAUCACCGUUACUGCCAAAGAUAAAGAUGAAUCUUCCCGUAUUCGCUACGAAAUUACUCAAGGAAAUAUUGGAGGGGCAUUUGCGGUUAAGAACGAGACUGGCGCGAUUUAUGUGGCUGGACCACUUGACUAUGAGACCAGAAAAGAGUAUCGGCUUCGGCUGGUCGCCUCCGACAAUCUAAACGAGAAUCAUACAACAGUUCUUAUACGCGUCAAAGACGUUAACGACAACGCUCCAAUUUUUGACCGACCAACGUACGAGGCACAGAUCACUGAAGAAAACGAUCGAAAUCUGCCGCAAAAAAUUCUCACGUAUAACCUCACUCUGACUGCAUCUGAUACAUUGUCCGAGAACAAUGCGACUGUCCACAUCAAGAUUAAGGACAUCAACGACCUCCCGCCCAAAUUUGAGCGGGGCUCAUAUGAAGCCACUAUCCCUGAGGAAGACGAUAGAGGGCUGCCUAAAAAGAUUCUUCAGGUUACAGCAACGGAUGGUGACCGAGACCGAGAGUCGGAUAUUGUGUACUUCCUAACCGGCCAGGGCGUGGAUAAUACCGACGCCGAAAAUAACAAGUUCGCUAUUAACCAGACAACCGGAGAGAUUUACGUACUAAAACCCUUAGAUAGGGACUUACCUCAGGGCCGCUCCCAAUGGAGAUUCACUGUGUUUGCGGAAGACGAGGGCGGUAAUGGUUUGGUAGGAUUUGCUGACGUGCUUGUUAAUCUGAAGGACAUCAACGAUAACGCACCGUUCUUCCCGGCGGCCGUGUACACUGGCAAUGUGACGGAGAAUGGCACAGCGGGUAUGACUGUCAUGACGAUGACAGCCACGGAUUAUGAUGACCCGAUGGAGGGCGCUAACGCGAAACUUACGUACUCGAUCGAACAAAACCAGGUGAAUGAAAAUGGCGAGCUCAUUUUCGCCAUUGACGAGGAGACGGGCGUCAUCUCGACAGCAGUCUGCUGUCUAGACCGGGAAACAAAUCCCGAGUACACCAUCAAGGUAGUGGCGGUUGACGGUGGUGGUCUCAAAGGCACGGGUACCGCCACCAUCAAGAUCAAGGAUAUUAAUGAUAUGCCACCAGAGUUCACCAAGAAGGAAUGGUAUGUCGAGGUGGACGAGACGGAGGCGGACAACAUUCCGGAAGCGCCCAUCUUGGUGGUUUCUGUCAACGACGGAGACCUGCUCGAGACGAACAGAUUCUCGUAUAAAGUCAUCGAUAGCUCAUUUGGAGCAGACCGUUUCACCAUGGUCACAAACUCCGACGGAACCGGUUCGCUCAAAAUUGCCAAGCCCCUGGAUUUCGAAGAUCUCCAGCAGAGGUACGGCUUCAAUGUAACAAUACAAGUGAGUGACAACGGAGGAGAAAGUGCGGACCCUUACCAUCUAGACUACGCUAAGGUACGUGUGAGGUUAAGGGAUAUUAAUGACAACCGGCCUGAGUUCGAAAAGCCCAACAUCGAGGUGUCCGUGCCCGAAAACUCUACCAUUGGUUCGAGUCUGGCCACUUUCCGGGCAACCGAUGCCGAUCAAGGAGGCAAAUCAAAAGUUAGCUAUCAGAUUGACAGGAGCUCUGAUAAGCGGAGACAGUUUACUAUCUCGAGUAGCGGUGUGGUCAAAAUCCAGCGACCACUCGAUCGUGAAGAGACUCCUCGACACCAAGUGAAAAUUUUAGCCAUUGAUGAUGGAACUCCUGCGAGGACGGCGACUGCCACACUUACAGUGGUCGUAUCUGACAUCAACGACAAUCCACCAAGAUUCCAGUAUGACUAUAGGCCUGUGAUCCCGGAGCGAGCACCACCCAUGAAAGUUCAAGAGAUCCUUGCCACCGACGACGAUGACCGAUCAAAAAACAACGGGCCCCCUUUCACAUUCCGCAUGGACCCUAAUGCACCAGACUAUAUCAAGGAGCUGUUCCGCGUAGAGCACGAUCCAACCGGAGCUAAUGGCGAUGGUAUGGCAGUGGUACAUUCAAAGGAGCAGUUUGAUCGUGAGGUGCAAAAGGAGUACCUUGUCCCUAUCUUGAUAAAGGACUCUGGCAGUCCCAGCCUGACAGGGACAUCCACGCUAACUGUCAUCAUUGGCGACAGCAACGAUAAUCGCAUGCAUCCCGGUUCUAAGAACAUUUUUGUGUACAACUUUAAAGGCGAGAAUCCGCCAACUAAGAUCGGUCGAGUGCACGUCGAGGAUCUUGAUGACUGGGACCUGCCCGAUAAGACCUUCUUCUGGGAGAACAAUAAGGAGCACGAAAACUUCGAGCUUGACACCGAUACUGGUAUGAUCACGAUGAAAAACGUGACGGGUGGUGGCGUAUACGAACUCAAGUUUCUGGUUUACGAUCGUAUGCACACGCAAGAAGCGACAGCUAACGUUACGGUUACUGUUAAAGAAAUUCCGGAAGAGGCUAUCCAUAAUUCGGGAUCAAUCCGUAUUGCUGGAAUAACCGACGAAGAUUUCAUCCGCGUGUGGGACUGGAAGCAACAGAAACAAGUCAAAUCAAAGAUGGAAGAAUUCCGAGAUAUCAUCUCCGAACUGGUUAAGACGAAGUCAGAAAAUGUCGAUAUAUUCUCGGUCAUUUUGAAACAGGCGAGGCCACCAAUUACCGAUGUACGCUUCGCAGCCCACGGCUCCCCUUACUAUAAGGCCUCAAUGCUAAAUGGCCUGGUAGCGCUCAACCGCCAGCUAAUCGAACGUAAGGUGGGAGUGAACAUUACGCAGGUUGGCAUCGACGAAUGUCUCUACGAGAACGUGAACUGCGAAGGAAGCUGUAGCAACGAGCUGAUUGUGGAGAAAAACCCAGUUAUGGUAAACGCCAACCGGACUUCGUUUGUCGGAGUCAAUGCGUUUGUAAGGGCUGUCUGUGAAUGUCUAGCCCGAGACUAUUCCGCUGAAAGUCAACGAGAACGAACAUGUCGCAGCAAACCAUACCCAUGCUUCAAUGGAGGGCGCUGUUUCGAUACUCAUACAGGCAUUCAGUGUAAAUGUCCGCCAGGGUUUUACGGCCCUCAGUGCCAACAGACGACUCGCUUUUUUAAUGGGAAAGGCUUCGCUUGGUUCCCACCGCUUCAGCAGUGCGAGAGCAGUCACCUGUCACUAGAGUUCAUGACGACGUCUGAAAAUGGUCUGGUGCUGUACAACGGACCAAUCGCUAUGCCCGAUUCCGAUGAGCUAAUAGUGCAGGAUUUCGUUAGCCUCGAACUGGUCGAGGGUAAACCUCGACUGCUGUUAGAUUUCGGCUCCGGCACCGUCGAAUUGACCGUAACACCGGAAGACAAAAUUGUCGACGGGCGAUGGCAGCGCAUCGAUUUAUAUUGGGAUCGACAAACGGCUAGAAUCACGCUGAAUCACUGUAUGCAGAGUCGAUACCUUGAUGCCAAUGGCGGGGAUCGCAGCCGAUGUGAAAACGUGACCACACUCGACAAUCCGAUCCCACCAUUCAACGAAUUUCUAAACGUUAACAGCCCGCUGCAACUCGGUGGCGUACACGUUACCAAAGAGCUAUCGCAGGCGUACGAUUGGGCCUAUCGGCCUAAUAUGGUCGAAGGCUUUAAUGGAUGCAUAAAGAAUGUUGUGCACAAUAGCGAGAUGUACGACCUGGCUAGUCCAGGAAGCAGCUUCAAUUCGGUACCUGGAUGUCCUCCAGCAGAAACAACUUGCGCUGAAUCGGGUCACGCCCAUAACUGCGGCCAUGGACACUGUGAGGGAUCAUAUCGUGGCGCAGAGUGCAUCUGUGAGCCUGGCUAUUACGGUCCGAACUGCGACCGCGAGACAAGCUCGAAGAUGUUCCAGCAAUCUUCAUACAUCAAGUAUGCUUUAUCAUUUGACCCCCAUCCAUUCCGCACUGACGUCCAAAUGCAGUUCCGUACUCGGCAGAAAAACGGUGAACUUCUGCGACUGAGCAGUAAACAUGGCCGGGAGUAUGCGAUCCUGGAAAUUCGCGAUAAGAAACUUCGCUUCCGGUUCAACCUUGACCGUCAUCGAAAUACCGAUGAGAAGGAAUUAUGGCUCCCGUACGUGUCGGUUAAUGAUGGCCAGUGGCACACCGUGAAGGUGCUCCGAUUUGGGGCUAUCGCCUCAAUCGCUCUUGAUGGCGGUUGGGGAAAACGCUUCAAUGAGCUGCUCGACUUCAAUUCGCCCCAUCAGCUGUUGGCUGUCGAAAAGCAGCAGGUACUCGCCGGGGGCGAUGUGCAAUACGUUGGACCGGGUGUCACGGUUGUAGAUAACGACUUCCAGGAGGGUUGUAUGAACGAUAUUCGAAUCGACGGCCGAUCCUUGCCUAUGGAGAGUGGUUCAGAAAGUGCCGCAGUACUAGAAUUCCGCAAUCUGAUUGACGGAUGCCCAUCGAACAAUCCCUGCCAUGGAAUCUCCUGCCCGCGACCAUUUAUUUGUGUCGAUUUGUGGAUGCUACACGAAUGUCGCUGCUCACCUGGCUUCGCUAUCACAGAAGAUGGCAAGAACUGCACCGACCUGGACGAGUGCUUGGCAGAGCCAUGUCUCAAUGGCGGAACCUGUGUCAACCGCCGUAACGGCGAAGGAUUCUACUGUCUUUGCCCCGAUGGAUUCGGUGGCGAGCUCUGCGGAGCCCUGCGUCAAGAAAAAAUUAUGCGUCUCAGUAUGGCCGCACUAGCGGCUAUCCUUGUCUGCCUGCUUAAUAUCCUUAUUUUGGUACUGGUGAUUGUGGCGUACACCCGGUCACGCCGUCCGGACCAAAAGUUCGGUGGCGGCCCGUGUGAAGAUGACAUUCGCGAGAAUAUCAUCUCGUACGACGACGAGGGUGGCGGUGAGGACGAUAUGAAUGCCUAUGAUAUUACGCCACUGAGGAUUCCUAUCGAACCCAAUGGUCAUAUGGCUGGUAUGAAUGGUAUGAACGGACUGAACGGACUAAAUGGAGGCAUGCUUAUGCAGCCCGGCCUCAUGCAUAACGGUACACUUAAGAAGCUCGGAGGGCCGAAAGCGGGCCUGCUGGCACCGCUGAAAGAGGGUCCUUUGUCCGACGUGUGCGACUUCAUCUCUGAGCACUUAGACAAAGUAGACAACGAUCCGAACGCACCGCCCUUCGAUGACGUACGCACGUAUGCGUACGAGGGAAGUGGAUCAACUGCUGGUUCGCUCAGCUCUCUAAACUCCACUGGAACUGACGACCAGGAGCAGGACUUUGAUUACUUGAACGGCUGGGGCCCUCGGUUCCAGAAACUGGCUGACAUCUACGCCCAACAGAACGGGCCGCCCGACGGAAAGGACCACUAAAUAAGUACGAAUUUUUCGAAACUACUGUCACAACAGCCACUGCUCUGAAGAACGAAGAAAAGACUCUUCCUCGCAAACCCACAAAUGACACCGCAUUCGUUCGCGUGCAUAGAUCGCAUUGCAUUAAUUGACUGACUCGCCUCCUUCACGACGACUAUUGCUAUAAUACGCUACUACUGACUUCUUUAAGCUUAAAGCUUCUCAUCAUCCGCAAGCAUCAUUCAUCGAAGGAGACGGAAGCACAGCGGUGGAUUGAUUAUGAUUUCUCAUCUGAUGAGCUUCAAUCAAAACUACGUUAUUACUAACAUUAAUUCAAUUGCACGUAUUCCAUCUUCGUCGUACAUCCAGAUUAAUGAAAGAGACCGUUUUGCUCGAUAUUUCUCCUGCUUUCCAUUGCGCGUGACUGACUGGUUGAUUGAUUCGUGGGCUGGGCUGGGAGAUGGGAAGGGGGUUCGAGGGGUCAACGAUGCAUAACGUCGUGUCCAUAUUCCAACACGUACAGACAGUAAUUCUGUAAUAGUACUAAGUAUUAAUUAUUAUUAUUAUUAUUAUUAUUAUCAUAGUAAUUAUAAUAAUAAUAAUCAAUAAAGGUGAUGUGUAUAAUGGACAUGAUGAAGCGACGGUGCAAUGACUUGAUGAAGUCUAUGAGGGAGAAAAUGACUGGAAUUACAAUUCCGUUGUGUUGUAAAAUGAUCUAUUGAACGAGUGACCGUUGAAUUAAAUUGAGCACAUAGAGCAGACCUGUAACGUUGAUUGAGUAGAACAAAGAUGUCGAUAGUAUCGAACACCAUUGUAUUAUACAAAUUGUGAACUGAUGCCUCUGUGUAUGUGUGGUUGCGUGUGCGCGGAAAAAUUACGGAUCGGUCAAUCACAACCCUAAACAACUAAUAACAACAGUAAAUAUAAUAAGAAGAUAAACAAACCCUAAGCGAAGAGCACUUAGCUCCACGUAUAGCGCAUUACAUUAUUAUUAUUAUGUAUCAAUGGUGACCACAGAACAUUACGCCAAUCACACGAGUGAAGUGACAGAUGCAGAUGGUGAAGAAGAUGAAUAUGGUGAUGAUGGGAUUAGCAAGUGGCGUACUAAAGCCAAGAAUGAUUACGAUUGAAGGACGAAAAUGCUUUUGUAAUUCCAUUUGUAUUAUGUAUUUUCUUUCACGCCGGAAGUGUUGGGUUUAGAGAAGGAAAGCGGAAUAAGGCGAGAGAAGUUUAAGUUGAUCAAUGAACUGUAGCAGAGAAGUUAUCGCACAGAUGGCGUUGACACAAAGAAACCCUUUAUCGGUGUCGCACAAAGCAACGCUCAUUGUUUAAGUUAAGCAUGAAUUCAAGUGUGUAUUUGUCGGCGUAUCGGAUAAUGCCUGCAGUAAACAAUGCCUACUCAACAACAAUUCUAACAAUGAUAGCAAUAGCAACAAGAAGAAGAAAGGGCAAAAUGAUAUCGAUUAUGAUAGAACUCCGUGUGUGUGAACGGCGAAAAUCAACAACAAUGAUCAACAACAACCGCAGCAGCGACAACAACAAAAAAUGUAUUUACGAUCGCACCUCCCGUGCACAAUGAAUGAUGCAAAAAUUAUUAUUACGAUAACAUCAAUUAUGGCUAUGAAAAUGGUAAAAUACUUCGAUAGCGUAGUGGAUUCUUUCAUGUAGAUAUGUGGAAGGAUCGUGAGAGUGAAAAAAGGCAAACAGAAGAAGCAGUAGGAAUUACGUAUCAUUUGCUAUUCAGGGAUUCCGGCAGCAAAUGGCAGGGACACCAAAGUAUUUUCUGCUAUCUCUUGAGGAAACUGUACUUCUAGCAUGAGUGGGUCACCUUUUUCCUGUUUCCUCUAAAUAAGUCCCUUCGCUACAAGUGAAUAAGGGAUUAAACACAACUAUAGAAUCACUACUUGCUUGAUCAAAGUGGAUAUCGUGUGGAACGAUCCGUGAGGACUGCUACGUUUGGGUACUGCUGCGAUUGUAAAUAUAGAGUCUGCAGUGGCAGAGUAUCUCAGCCUAACCUUGUUGUGAAAAUCUGUUGCCGGACUCCUGAACAGCCGAGUGAACUCCCACAAGAUGGUGAGACAAACGUCCGCGAGAACAGUGUACAUUUGUUGUCAAACGCAUCGCAGUGACAAGAUUUUUGCGUUGUAAAUUUACACAUUUUCCUUCCUUUGUACGUUCUAUUACUGGCCGAUGCACUGGCUUCACCCAGCCAGCACCGCCAAAAAGCCUCGACGUAGUGGCAGCGGCCAGCAACUGCCGUUUCUAUAUAUAUAUAUAUAUAUAUAUAUAUAUAUAUAUAUAUAUAUAUACACCAUAUUAAUGCCAAUUUAACAUCAAAUUCCAAUUUGUUUUUCGAGUACAUUAUAAUUUGCCAGAUUUAUUAUGCCCCUAAAUUGAAUGGACGGUAGAUUAAACACCUCUCAGGUUGUUACAUCUGCUUGGAUCAUUUACAAUACAGAGCGAGACCAUAGUGAUAAACAAUAUAUAUUGUACACAUACACUCAGAUGCAAAGCACACAUGCACAG